UCCCAGACCCUCCCUCCAUGCCUGGCCCAGCUCAAUGGUUCCUGCCAGUAGUAAUGUGACAGUGCGAUGCUCCACUCCUACCCAGAAGGUCAACUUCGGGGACGUCAAGUUUGCUCUCAAAGGGGGAAGAAAUGCCAUGGAGUCUUCGCCAUCUUCUGAUUCCCCAGGGGGCCUGGUGGAAUUUCACCUCAGUGGUGUAAAAGCCAGUGACGCUGGAGAGUACACCUGUGAAUACUACAGAAAAGGGAGCCCCACCAUAAGGUCACCGCCCAGUGACGUCCUUCUACUACUGGUGACAGGAAAUUUCCCUAAACCUUCGCUUAAAGCCCACCAAAGGGGUGAGGUGACUGCAGGAGAAAACGUGAUUCUGCAGUGCCAGCAGCCCAGGCAUAUGACACAGCCUCACAUGUUUGCUCUACUGAAGAAAGGAACGUCAACACCCAUAAAGGUCCAGAGUGCAGUAGGAACGGAGACAGACUUCUCCCUGCCAAGUGUGACAGGCAGUGACACUGGGGCCUACAGCUGUGUGUACUACCAAACAAGGGCUCCUUUCUGGGCCUCAGAGCCCAGUGAUCACCUCAUGAUCUCGGUGACAGUCUUCCCAUUUGGUCGGUGA
Myotis davidii is the source of this 616-nucleotide messenger RNA. RefSeq names its product T-cell-interacting, activating receptor on myeloid cells protein 1. The coding region runs from base 35 to 616 and encodes 193 amino acids. Lineage: Eukaryota; Metazoa; Chordata; Mammalia; Chiroptera; Vespertilionidae. Gene Ontology annotation, cellular component: plasma membrane. The transcript has 3 exons. The record is from RefSeq and is a predicted model, not a curated record.